Ananas comosus (pineapple) is the source of this 2369-nucleotide messenger RNA. RefSeq names its product putative FBD-associated F-box protein At5g50270. Gene Ontology annotation, molecular function: protein binding. The record is from RefSeq and is a predicted model, not a curated record. Bases 77 to 1390 code for a protein of 437 amino acids. The transcript has 2 exons. NCBI's taxonomy places the organism in Eukaryota, Viridiplantae, Streptophyta, Magnoliopsida, Poales, Bromeliaceae.
UCCAGCAGCACCCCAAACCAAAACGCGCGCGCAAGAACUCGCCGAACUCGUCGUCCACCCCACGACGUUCCUCCUGAUGGCUCCUGCAAUCGACCGCAUCAGCGCUCUCCCCGACGAACUCCUCGGCGAUAUCAUCUCCCUCCUCCCCCUGGAGGACAUGCUCCGCACCUCCGUGCUCUCCCGCCGCUGGCGCCGCGUCUGGACCUCCGCAAUCGCCCUCGACUUUACCGAUGCCGCAGACGGCGACGGCGACGACAACGUCUACAUCUCCAGAAUCGACCGCUGCCUGGAGCAGCUCUCCGCCUCCCCCUCCUGCACUGAGAUCCGCUCUAUCAUCUUCCCGGCCAUCCAAGACUCCGUCGUCGCCGACCGCUGGAUCCGCUUCGCCGCCGCCCACUCGGUCGAACGCCUCGAAUUCAUCGUCCCGACCGGCUGCCCCGCCCUUCUCCCCCUCUCCCUCUUCGAAUUAUGCCGCAGCCUCACCGUCCUCGACCUCUCCGGCUACGCCAUCCCCCCGCUCCCCGCCGCGUUCCCCUUCGGCCCCGCCUUCCCCUCCCUCCGCACCCUCUCCCUCCUCAGCGUCUCCAUCCCCACUCCCCAGGCGCUUCUCGCAUCGUGCCCGGCAAUCGAGCACCUCAGCCUGAGACUCUCCAGCGGCGUCGAUCGCCUCCCCGCCUCCAUCUUCCGCUCCUGCCCCCUCCUCUCCACCCUCCGCCUCAUCAACUGCUCCAUCCCCCGCGAGAACCGCUCCGCCUUCCGCCCUCCCGCCUUCCCCUCCCUCCGCGCCCUCGACCUCGACAUCGUCCGCAUCGCCACUCCCCACUUGCUGCUCGCCUCGUGCCCCGUCGUCACGGACCUCACAGUCAGGAACCCCCCGGAAGGCUUCCCUUUCCGCCUCGUCACCCGCCCCACCAUCUCCACCCUCCGGGUCUUCGGUGGGACCCUCCGUCCCACUCUUCCUGCCCCCUCCGUCCGCACCCUCGUCCUCUCCAAUCUCAAAAUCGUCAACCCACCGUUGCUCCUCCGCGAAUUCCAGGGCCUUCAGCUCCUCUCCCUCUACCGUGUCCGGAUCGAGCCCGGAGCCGAUUCGGGAAUCCUGGUUCAGGCGCCGAGGAUAAGGCACCUCAUGGUGCAGGACUCCGAUGAUCUCGGUUCCGUCGUCGUCGCCAAGACUCCCCAGCUCCGCCGCCUCUUCUACUGGGGCGACAUCCGCUUUCUACGGGUGUUCGAAGACGCCGUCCCGAAGCUGGAGGAGGCAUUUCUGCAUUCCACGGCCAAUAGUCCUUUCGACGGAGGAUACCCCCGGUGGAAGAUCUUGAUGCUGCCGAUCGCGCACGUUAGGCUUCUGUCCGUCAAUUGGUGGUUCAUUCAUGAGAGACAUGGAACUUAGGAGGUUCUUCGACAAAUGAGGAGACGAUCAACAUUGGCACCUACUGUCUAUGCUCAAAAUUGCCGUGCUACAAAGAUGAUUAGACUAGUAAUGUAGCUGACUACUGUUACUCGAGAGAAGAAAGAAACAUAGUAAGUUGAGUUAUAUCGCAGAUAGCUCGUAGCAGAGAAUGCGUUGCACCAGUAAAGAAUAGUGGUCUCACUGAGGUUGAAAGCAUGACCAGGAAAGACUUAAAAAAAAGCAUGCUUAGGGGCCAGCUCUGCCAGUGAGAGCUGUGGGAAGCAGAAAAUUGGCACUCUCGUAAGAAGCAGCAUUUCGUGCCUUAAUGCGCAUCAUAGAGAUCUUCAUUUCAGCGUCAAAAAAGUUAUGGAGAACCACAUCUCACGAUAGCUGGUUGAGAAGCAGAACCAAACAGAUCCUAAAAGGAGGUUUUGAGGUUUGAGAGAGAUAUCUGAACUGAGAUGAAAAUAGAUAUGCAUAUUAGCAGCGGAGACUUUAGGGGCAGUGAGCCAAUACAACCUGGCCUUAUUAGUGGUCCUAACUAGUGGUUAUAGACUCCAAAGUGGACCACAGCAUAUUGAUCUAAUACUAUAAGGAGCGCCUUGAUUUGGACAUAAAGGGCGGCUAUGAGCUAGACACGUGACUUUUGAUUCUUCAUUAUAUCUCCGAUUCUUUUCGUUUUCAUUCUCUUCUGUAUUAGUUGCAGAAAGAAUUUUCAUGGUGCAAGUACUAGCUUUUCAUGCUUCAAAUGUGGCACUACUAUUCUUUGUCAAUUCGAAAUGAUUGUACGAAUGUAUUCUGACACUAUGCGUAAAAGCAAUUCGACAUAUGUUCUUUUUGCCUUAUUAUAAUGCUUUCUCCUGAAAGUUUAUGCGAGGAUGUCCUGUUGGGAGUGAGCGGCUGAAAUUUGACAAACUCAAAGAGUUCCAUUGGUGGCCUGUGUACAAGAAAGAUGCAGUAGGUCUGUAUGAGCAAUGGU